CGGAAUGAAGCACACAAAGAAAAUGAUAAUGAUACCUGAGAUUGAAUAUCUUACACUACUUAAGAUGAUAAAAGGUAAAUCUGAUUUUAUGCACACCGAGAAGGCACAAACUGACGCUAUGAUAAAGGAUACUCUUGAAGAUCCAAAAAUAAAUGAAGAAACGCGUGCUAAAAAAUAUAAUUUGUUGUAUAAUCAAAGAUGA
Meloidogyne enterolobii is the source of this 202-nucleotide messenger RNA. The record is from the annotation of a GenBank genome assembly. NCBI's taxonomy places the organism in Eukaryota, Metazoa, Nematoda, Chromadorea, Rhabditida, Meloidogynidae.